UUCAACGGUCUUGCCGCAAAAUGCCGAAAAAGAACAUCUGGUUAAAGCUUUAAUUCAUUAUCAAGCGAAGUAAGGAUUUAAAGCCAUAAAAUGUAUGGAGUAUUUUUCCAAUCCUAUAAUAAAAUUUUAUUACCCAAACGACCGGAACCUAUUCGCAGAAAGGGUCUUGAGUAAGUGUACUUCAAUGGUCAAGUCCAGGUAAAAUGCAUACGAUACGAUACGGCUAACUAACAAGUAUUUGUCAUCCCGACAAAGCCAUUCAUUUUUGAUUCCUUGAUACUAAAAGAGAAUGUAUAAAGUUCACGUCCAGCACGCAGGUCUGCAUAUCAAUGCGAACAAGUGGAAACACCACCUAAUUUUACUAGUAAACAAGUUUCUUUACAAACCGACCGUGUUCAUUCCCUCAUUAUGUUCAACAUCGCGUACAACCAUAAGUCUAACAAACGUGAAACUGAAAGAAAAUGCAACCAAAAAUGAAAACUAUGAUAGGAAAAUUUUCACAAGGUAACACACAAGAUGAUGAACGAAUACAAAUCGAAGUGCGCAACUCUGGCAGUGCCACUUCCACAAACUCUAAACGUUCAAAAGAUUUUCGCAUUUUAAAUUUUCUGCAAAAGCACACUGCCCUAUUAUUAGUAUGUUUUCUGAUUUUGAUGAUGGUUUUACUACUUGUGGCGAUCGUCCUUUUGAUAAUACGUCAAAACAACGUGAGUUCCCAGUGUACUAUAGAGAAUUUCCACCCAAAAGAGACGUCAACGAACCCGACAUCACCAGUAUUUUGUUCAGUAGGUCCACCAUCAGAAACCAGUGGAUUAACAACUUCUCGUCCUGGAUCAUUCGAACUAGUCUCACGACAGGAAUGGUCGGCCGAAACCCCCAAGGCUCCACCAGCACACCUGCAAACCCCAGUUCCUUACGUACUGAUCCUUCACACGGGCACUGAAAACUGUUACACUCCUAAACAAUGUGUCCAACGUGUUCGACUGAUUCAGACUUUCCACAUGGAAAACCAAAACUGGGAAGAUAUCGGCUACAAUUUUCUUUCUGGGGGUGAUGGCAGAGCUUACGAAGGACGAGGCUGGAAAAAUAGGGGCCCUGAAACAUACGGUUAUCCUGAUGAAAGCGUACGAAUUGCUUUCACUGGGAUUUUCAACACAACCAUACCAUCGGAUCGGCAAUUAACAGCUUGCAAAAACUUGAUCAAAAAAGGAGUUGAAAAAGGGUACAUUAAUAAAGAUUAUAAACUCAUAGCUGCAGCACACUUGCAAAAAAUACACGCUGAGGAGAGUCAAACGAAGACGUUGUAUGAUGAACUGAAAUCUUGGGAGCACUGGACCAACCCAGAAGAGCUGUACAUGUUUAAAAAUGUCGAGAGCUCAAACUAAACCGUGAUUUAAGCGGACGAAAGACUCGACGAUUUUUUUUAUAACUAAUUUAAUAAUUUAUUUGUUUACAUCGUUUUAUUAUAUUUUAUAAUAGCGUCAACCGCUUACCGAGUGCGACAGCAAAAAUGCCUGGACACAAAAACCCAAGGAAAUAAACAACACACAUCAGCACGCCUUGCAUGAAUAUGCAAUAACAUUUAUGACUCAGUCAGUCCACGAACUACUCGGAAAAAUGUGUUUCAUAAAAAAACUAGGCUAUAAAAUCUAACUAGUCUACUGGUACAUACAUUUACAAACAAUUUUGUUACUGUGAAUAAUCUUACUAUUUAUAUUUCGUUGCAGUUAUAAAUUUAUAAAA
Zophobas morio is the source of this 1743-nucleotide messenger RNA. RefSeq names its product peptidoglycan-recognition protein LE-like. Gene Ontology annotation, biological process: peptidoglycan catabolic process. Gene Ontology annotation, molecular function: zinc ion binding; N-acetylmuramoyl-L-alanine amidase activity. The record is from RefSeq and is a predicted model, not a curated record. The coding region runs from base 462 to 1385 and encodes 307 amino acids. The transcript has 3 exons. NCBI's taxonomy places the organism in Eukaryota, Metazoa, Arthropoda, Insecta, Coleoptera, Tenebrionidae.